Molecule: messenger RNA, 4191 nt
Organism: Hippocampus comes (tiger tail seahorse)
Lineage: Eukaryota; Metazoa; Chordata; Actinopteri; Syngnathiformes; Syngnathidae
Gene: septin9b
Product: septin 9b
Exons: 11
Coding region: 115-1968 (617 amino acids)
Molecular function (GO): GTP binding
Source: RefSeq, a predicted model, not a curated record
UUUGCAAGUAGUUUUAUUGCACAACUUUGUGGCCAGGCCCACAAAGUUAAAGAGAGUUGUGGGCGUGUGACACCAACUGCUACCAUUCGGACACUCGCGACCACCACUAGAAAUAUGUCGGAUUCUGGAGUCAAUCCACACUUGGAGGGAAUCAUUUCAGAUUUUGAAGCUCUAAAGAGGUCCUUCGAGGUGGAGGACGUUGACACUUCAGCUCACUCUUCUCCCGGCUCCAGACGCACAACCAAUUCCCCCCACCGCAACGCCAUGUCUCCCACCAGCAUCUACUACCGCGACCUGGGCACAGCCGCCUCGGUUACUAACAACAACAACCUCAACUACACCCAACCUCGCUCCAUCAUGGGCGGAGGAGGCUCCAAGACCCCCGAGCCUGUGUCACGCCGCUCAGAGCUGUCCAUCGAUAUCUGCUCCACGCCCAGCAAGCAGGUGGACGCCACAAGCCCCGCAUCCAUACGCUUUGCAACCAACAGCGCCCUGAAGCGCCCCGAGGUCCUUGGCCACUCCAGGACGCCAGAAAUGAGCCACAAGAGGGAGGUCACUUUUGCCAAGACGGACUCCCCCGGGACACGCCGUAACGAAGGCAGCAGUCACACCAACGGGACUAGUCGCACCCCUGAAGCAAGUCACACCCGCAAAUUGGAGCCCCCCAGUCCCGGGGACAUUCGCAAACCCGAAAUCAGCAUCACCAGAGCUCCGGUGGAGAACAACGGCCACCACCCGGCAGUACACCACCCGCACCAUCCCAAUCCUCACCACAACACCAUCGUCACCACCUUCCGAUGCUCCUCACCAAACCACGCUGGACGCAAAUCCCCCAAUCCUGACCGGUCAGAAGUCAGUCUGAGCCACAGCAACAUGUCCGACUACACUAAGCCGCACCAUCCCAACCCGCCGCACGGCAAAGGGGACAAGGCCCACCACGCCAGCGACUUCAGCUACGUCGGCAUCGACGCCAUCCUGGAGCAGAUGAGGAGGAAGGCCAUGAAGCAAGGCUUUGAGCUCAACAUCAUGGUUGUGGGGCAAAGCGGCUUGGGGAAGUCCACUCUGAUGAACACGCUGUUCAAAUCAAAGGUGAGCCGCAAGUCGGUCGAGCCCAACGCUGAGGACAGGAUCCCAAAGACCGUAGAGAUCAAGUCCAUCAGUCACGAUAUUGAGGAGAAAGGUGUGAGGAUGAAGCUGACGGUCAUCGACACGCCAGGCUUUGGGGAUCAGAUCAACAAUGAGAACUGCUGGCAGCCCAUCAUGAAGUUCAUCAACGACCAGUACGAAGCCUACCUGCAGGAAGAGAUCAACAUUGACAGGAAGAAGAGAAUCCCCGACUCCAGGGUGCACUGCUGCAUAUACUUCAUCCCGCCCACUGGCCACUGUUUGAGGCCUCUUGAUGUGGAGUUCAUGAAGCGUCUCAGCAAGGUGGUGAACAUCGUGCCCGUCAUCGCCAAGGCCGACACGCUCACGCUGGAGGAGAGGGACUACUUCAAGCAGACGAUAAGGGAAGAGCUGCGAGCCAACGACAUCGAUGUCUACCCUCAGAAAGAGUUCGACGAGGACGCAGAGGACAGGAUGAUUAAUGAUAAAAUCAGGGAAAUGAUCCCCUUUGCCGUGGUGGGCAGUGACCAGGAGUACCAGGAGAACGGGAAGAGGAUUCUGGGAAGGAGAACAAAAUGGGGCACCAUUGAGGUGGAGAACAUUGCACACUGUGAGUUCGCUUACCUGCGAGACCUCCUGAUCAGGACGCACAUGCAGAACAUCAAGGACAUCACGGGCAGCAUCCAUUACGAGACGUACCGCGUGCGCCGGCUAAACGAGUCCAACAGUCACUUGAGCUCUCACCCGCCCGAGCGUCCACCUGUUCAGCCCAAGGCCAACGGUCAGCCCGAACUGCUUCCGGGCGGCGUCGUGCAAGCCAACGGAGUGGCAAUCCAACAUCAAGUUCUCACCCAUGAGAUGUAGACACGCAUCCGUACGCCCGCUCCGUUUACAUGAACAGGCCCAUUGACACGCGUGUUCUCUGAGCGCGAAUCUCUUUUCCAAAUGGGACUUUUUCCAGUCAUAAACCACUUUUCUAUCACCAUAAUACACAUGCAGUACUCGUUAUCAUUUACAUACAAUCGAGUUUGGUGUCAUGACACAACAGGUGUUGGGGGACUGGUGGCCAAUGAGAGCAUUUGAUCCCGCCCUCUAACCAUUCAAACUUUCUAGAUGGCUCAUGCGAAUUAGGAUGUCAGGUGCGCUGGAAUGAGCAUGCCCGCUGACUAUGAGCGAGACGCAGGGGUUCGUUCGCCCGUGCUAAGCCAAUCGCAGAGCAAAUGUAAAUAAAUGAGCAUUUGCAUUCACACCUAAGGACAAUUUAGAGUUUAACUUCACAUUCAAAACACGUUUUUGGAAUGGAGGAGAAAACGAACAUCUGCAAAGGGACAGCAUGCAAACCCCACACACGAGGGCCAGAGCCAGGAUUUGAACCCCCAACCUCGUAACGGUGAGGCGGCAAUGCUCACCACUUGAGAGGGCGGGGGAGACGCCACAGGAACUGCAGUCUAAAAAUCCCACCAACUAAAACCACAAAUGUUAAAUAUUCUCCUACAUUAAAUUUAGGACGUUGUUUCAAAGACGUGUGAGAGCUCCACCGGAAAGGAAAAAAGCGAGCAAGAAUAAUUGUGAAAGUAAGAUUAAAUAAGGGUGCGACAAAAGUCAAGAAAAAGUUGUAUUUUUUGACGGGCCAAAAAUUGUAAUUUGUCGGGACUAAAGAUGAAAAUCAUAAUAUUACGGGAUUAAAAUAAAAAUCUAAACUCCCACAUUUUUAAACAAAAAACCCCCGAACUUUAUUCUUGUAACAUGCUAUUUUUAAAUAAAACAUAAAUGACUUCAUUCUCACAAGAUUUUUCUCCAACUUUAGCCAGUCAACUUUUGUAAAGCAAAAUACCACUUUGAUCUUGUAAUAUGACUCUUUUCUUGAGGGGGGGGUGGAAUUUUUUCAAGAACGUACAGCUUUUUCCCUUCUUAAAAAAAUCACCCCCCCUCCCCCAUCUUCUAACUGUGGCCCUGUGUUAGCCCCCCCGCAAAAGGUUCGCCACCCCAGACUGAUAAACAAGCACAGGGCGUACGCUCACAUGGCAUUUAAACAUCACUUACGGUGAAAAUGAAACCGCGUUUUGUACUCUAGAUUAGCUCUGAUACGUGCCAGCCGUCUGGUUUUAUUUCGUGUUGUCAUCCAUGUAGUUUUAUCGUAUCAGGAUCGUUGAAGUAGCGUCGUCGUAUCAAGCAGGAAGUCCAGACCAAAUGCGGCGCUUCCACACUGCAAAUCGACAAGAGAGAGCAAGUGUGGGAGCAGCUCUUGGUUUAAAGGGUUUGUCAUAUUUUUUUUUCCCCUCAGUGUGAUGCUUUAAAACAAAAAAAAAAUAAUAAAAUCUUUAUCGCCUCACUGUCUUGUCUCGGAUAGAAAGCAGUCACCUUGUAUUUUACGGUGUUGAUUUACUUGUGUCUAUGUAUUCAUCUUGCUCUAACGUUAUUGUACACAAACGCGUGCCAUCCUUUCGUCAGUUUCUUUGGCCUGUAAAUCGAUAUUAAAGUCCUUUUUUUUCGUAUGAUAAAGAACGACUGUGUUUAAUGAAGCCCAUUCUUUUAGCAACUGGGAGUACAACUGUUGAAGAGGUGUGCGGGAGAGUUCAUUGCAACAAGAAGGUGUCAUGCUGCACUUUUAGCGUUAAAGGACCUACUCGUGAGGUGCAUGUGUGUGUUCAUCUUUCGUAAGUAUAACUCAUUGUGACAUUACAAAGCGUGACAUUUACAUCGCAAGCCAAAAUAGUUUAGUUCGAGUCGCAUGUUUUACUGUUGUUCAGAAAUGUGUGCCAUGAUAGUUCCUUAAAACCACAUCAGAAACGGCUUUUCAUUUUUUUUUUUCUGUUGCAUUUUUAUUAAACACGGUCAAGGGACAUCUUGUUGCAUUUCCGUAAUUGUCGUCCAAUCAGCUGAUCAAAUGCCCACAUGGAAAUUAUCUCAUCGCUGCUUUAUUAUGAACCAAGGGAGUAUAAUUCCAUGUCCAGAAGUCCGGAAGUUAUUGGUUACUCUUUGUACUGUUGUAUAGUUCAUUGUUAAUUGUGACCGUAUACUAGAGUUAAGGUUUUGUCUUUGAUAUGUUAUGCUCAAAGAAUAAAGGUGGAUAUUUUCAUUGUUUAA